AUUACAUUCCAUCCAUGUGUUGGAAUCUUUAACCUUGGUUCCUUUGUAGCUGUAGGAACUGAGACUGAACAGAUAGAGUUUCACUCUGACCCGUCAGCUGCACAUCAAUACCAGGUUCGGUUGGCCGAUGGUCGCUACCCAUGGGAAGGUCGUGUUGAGAUACUUCAUAAUAAUCAAUGGGGUGCUAUUUGUUAUUACAAUUAUUAUUGGGGCUCAACAGAAGCUAACGUCGUGUGCAGAGAGCUUGGAUUCGGGGCAGCAACAACGGUAAGGACAACUGCGUUUGGUGGGGGACCGGGACCUGCAUGGUUUCAGUCUCGUUACACAAGAUGUACUGGAGAUGAACUGAGUAUUUUCAACUGUUUUAGUCGUUCUCCAAGCCCAAAUAGCUGUAGUAUAAAUCGCCAUAUAGGAAUACGCUGCAACCCCGAGACGCCAGUAUCACCUCGCCUGAGGUGCACGUCUAACAAAUGGGGAGGAAUUAGAUCCAAAAGCAGUCAGGAAUUCAAAGUUGAUAAUGCCAUCUUCUCACACACCGGACGACUUCAUGUCGGGUUGGGCAGUGCCUUGCAUCUGGAUGAUUCGGAAACAAGCGGAAGUAUUUCUAAUAUACAGGUGCAAGAGUGCGAGGGAACUGGCAUCUAUGUUGUUGCAAAAUAUACGUCUGGUGCAUCAAAUGUGACUGUUCGUGACUGUCAUGGGGAAGCCGGUAUAACUCUUGAAAGGGCCAACAGAAUCGUUACCGUCACAAAGAGUCUCAUUUACAACAAUACAUUUUAUGAAGGAGCAAUUGCAAUUAUUGCAACACCAAUCACGUCAUCAACAGAAGUGACCACUGUACCGGCCGAUACUCGCUGUGGCACACCCAUUACCUUCAGCAAUUCCAGCGGAACUUUUGCGAGUCCAAACUUCGGUAGCUCUUCAUAUCCAUCGUACAGCUACUGUGAGUGGGUCAUCCGAGCUCCUGUAGGACACGUUGUUUUACUGGAUUUUAGUGUACUAGAUCUAAGCUACAACACUGAGGUUAAGGUUUAUGACGGACAGGAUUCGACGGCCUCAUCAAUUGCAACAUACCGCUACUCCUCAUCCCCUGGUGAUCUUAUCGGAUCAACAGGAAACAGCAUGUUCGUAGUUUUCAGGAGCCGUGGAUAUUCUGGUCGAGGCUUCCUGGCAAAGUACGAAAUAGACCUUCCUCCUGUGUACAGAAUCGUUGACAACAUCGUGAAAGACAACUCUGGAACGGCUGUAAAAGUCACUGCACAAUCGUCAUAUUCUAUAAUCGACGUUCUUCGCAACAUCUUUGAAAACAACCAAGAACGGGAAACAAACAAUGACGAAGCAGUUAUCAUCGUGAACCACGAGCGAUCUAAUACAGUAGUGAGAGGAAAUGUGAUGCAAAACAAUCAAAUGACCAGCAUACGCGUUAAUGUGCAACAGCGGCAGGAAGGCAACGUCACAGUCACGGACAACCUGUUUCGAUGGAACAGCAGAAGCACGACACUGACGGUGCGCGGGCAAUAUUAUGCAUCAGGCCAAACACCUGUAAGGAUCAGCAACAACGUCUUCUCAGGGAAUGAUGCCACUGAAACUGGCAGAGUCUUGUACUUUUAUGAAGCCCCUGGCACAGUUGAAAAUAACACCUUUGUCAACAACUCUGCUCGUCAUGUGAUAGAUUGGGAAGGUCUUUAUUAUUCUGAAGAACAAGUGCUAUCCAACAAUUUCAUUUAUGACAAUAUACCGUUGACGCCAGGGAUGAAAUACACCAUUGCAGUUUCGGGGAGAAAUACUCAGAUACACGGGAAUGUUUUCACCAAUCCUGCAAACGACGCAGAACUAGCAACAUCGACCCGCACGUCUUCCUACCCCGUCAACGCUACCGGCAACUUUUGGGGUUUCGAUUCGGAUAAUCUUGUCUCAGAACGAAUUCGAGAUAAGGACGAUAACGACGACUGGGCAGAGGUCCUAUACGACCCGUGGCUCGCAGCUCUACCAGCAGAUGGUCCCUGCCCACUCGGAUGGAAGUACAGCAAGCAGCUCAGCGCCUGUUACAUGUACCAUAGUGGAGCUCAAGACUGGCUGGGUGCAGUUCAUUCCUGCAAGAUCCAGCACGCCAUAGUUGCAAGGUCAUUCUCGGGUCAGGAGCGAGAGUUGAUUGACAGCAUCAUCAGAGCCAGAGAAGUUCAUUUUGUAUCCAAUGUGCCCAUCUGGAAGGACAGACCUGACGAUAUCGCAAACUCCACACAUGACUGCAAAGUACAUCUGCCGUCAAACGGGACACUCACAACGCUUGCUGACUGCGGCUCCUUCUAUCCCUUCAUCUGCAAGAGGCCAGUAGUUGACGACUGUCCCAAUGCCUGUUCCCAUCGCGGUCGCUGCGAGGGAAGGACGUGUAUCUGUGACAGAGGCUGGGAAGGAGAGGACUGUUCCAAGGCAAACUGUCGAGACAGGAACGACUGUGGGGAGUUUGGUACUUGUGUAGGACCGAACAUAUGCAGAUGUAGAAAUGGAUGGCAGGGGCGUGCCUGCACAGUCAGCUACUGCAACCGUUUCACGUCUUGCAAGUCUUGUGCCAUGGCAGUGGGGUGUGGAUGGUGUGACCAGAGACAGAGCUGUGAAUCCGGGUUGUACAGAGGUCCUGACGUAAUGCCUUGCCAAACAUGGUUCUACCACAGUUGCUUUACCGUGGGAGAAAAAGGACGUUGCUCUCCUGACAUUGAAGUUGUCGACUGCGAACAUCGGCAGUGCAACAACUCUCUCUCAACGACAACAGUUGAGUCUUGUUUAAGGUGCCAGGACGUUGAAGGAUGCUUCAAAGAAACGGAUAACUGUAAAGUAUGGAACGAAGACCAGUGCCCCAAGGGUUUCAUCCACCCACUGUACAACGACACCACGAGGAUCGAGAAGAUCCUGAUCGGCCAUAACGUAGAAUACGUCCCGCGGGAAGGGAACACCUUGUACCGGUGUCCUGUCCGCUUCUCCAGCUGGGGAGCCACCAUGUUUGUGAAUGAAGGGAUCCUGGACAUCCGGAUUGGACAGGUGCUGUCCAGUCCUCAGGCAAGCGGUGUACUGCACAAGGUGGAACAAGUGAGGAAGACAGAGGAUUACACGGUGAUAGUAGCACACCCCGCCACUCUGGAGGACAUGCUGGAUUACAGUGACUUCAGCCAGGAGGUUCAGCUGGAGAUGGCUGUGGACAUGAAGAGGAACGAGGGAGUUCCCGAACUGUCUGUGGUGGAAAGAGUACUGAAUGGAAACGGGACACUUGAUGGGAGCGCUGUUCGUGUCAUAGCUGAAGAUGUCCCGGUCUACAAGUGUAUCGGAUCCCGGGCUAUGAAUGAAGGAGAGGGCAACUACCAUUUACUGAUGACACACAUCCCUGAUCACCUAUCAGUUGGCGACAUCAUUGUCAGUAACCACAGCAAUGGGAUACUGGAGCAGGUUAUCCAGCAGACAACGACGACGCUUGGUGUUUUCAUCCAAACUCAGCUGCAGGAUUGUUUUGAAGCUUUCAAUUUCCGGCAAGAACUGCAGACAACGGACGGUGCAACCCUUCCUGAGUCCCUACCGUGUUCGGGCGGACCGGACGGGGCACACGGGCUGCUCAUCGUAGACUCAAAUGGAAAAGAGUUGGACCUGGAGACUGGUGACGUGGUGAUAGGGAGAAAAAGUAGCAGAUUGCUGGCAAAAGUUGUGAAUAUCACCACUGCCUCUGAGUACACGCUAGUAGAAGUGGAGCCUAUCCUGAGCAGAUCCAUAAUGACAUUGCCGUCAAGAAGAAGGCGACGGGAGGAUGUUGCCGUCUCUCCAGACAGGGAGCCUUUAAACAUGGUCAUCGAAGACCAAUUCCGGGAGGUCACCGACAGAUUUGAUAUCACACUGUCUACAAGUGGGGCACUCUCAGCUGGAAUCAAGCUCGCGCUUGUAGUUUCGACGUCGGAGUUUUCGACACCCACGCUCAAAAAGGCAGAGGCUUCCUUCAUUGGUGGACGACUAGAAGUAGGACUCCAUGGCACUCUGGAUGUUUCGGAGCGUACUUGGACGAGAGGAGGUUUUCAGACGACAUUGUCACCCAGAUACGCAUCUCUGUGUGUGAGCAGCACAGUGUGCAUACCAGCUAAAAUAUGGGCGGGCAUCGAGACAUCUUAUGAAAUAUACGCUCAGGGUCCAGGCAGUAUUGAAAUGUCUUCCAACGUGGUCAAGCCAGAUAUUGACGGUGGUGGAAGCUGGCAACCACAGGAAGGGAGUCAAUCGUUCUCGUUUGAGCAGAAUGAGGAAUCCAACGAUGCAGAUGUCCUAAUAUCGUCCUACUCUGGAACGGCAAGCGAAAGUGACCAACUCAUCAUACUAGAGCUAAAAGUGAAACCGACGUUUUCCAUCGAGUUUCCCACAUCCGGAGAAAGUGAAGAGGAUGCCAAUUUGAUACCGUCACUGGACGAGAUAUCGGGUCAGAUUGGUCAAGGCGAUGCUUUUGGGUACAGUAUCACUACAUCCCUUCAAUCACAAGCUCUCCUGCGUGUAUCAGCCCAGUCGUGUUCUGCCGAGUGCCCAUAUUCAGACAGACCACAGUACGUUGGUGUCACGUCAUCGUUGGACUAUCUGAAGGGAGCGUUCAACGUGGUAGUUGGAAACAACGAGUACUACGAGGAACAACAAUGGAGACGUGAGGAGUGGAUGGAGUCCGACAGGAAUUGCAAGGCGCAGCCGUCAAGUAUUGAUACCUGUGAGGAAAUGUGUCUAUGUUCUGGUGUAGCAACAGGGAGGCGACACCCUACUGACGACAGUUUCUGCAUGUGCCCUUGUGACUGUGGAAGUGGGAACAUUAGCUUCACGCACCCAGACAUUUCAGACGGAGACGGAUGCAACUGCGACCUAUGCCCCAAUGGUGACUUCAAAACAGUCAACAGUCAGGGACAUCUACACUGCCCAUGUCUCUGUCCUGAUAACAGCACAUCAGAACUGACCAGCAAUGGGAAAUGUGACUGUUCCUGCCCCUGCCCUGACGGUAGCAGUGAUGUGUUGAUGAGUGACGGUAGCUGUCCGUGUAGGUGCACAUGUAACAACUGCCACGAGUCGGUUCUUGGUCCUCAAGGCUGCAUCUGUUCAGAUAGCUGUCCUGACUGUGAGAAUGACGAGGAACCUGAGUGGCAAGACUGCGUCUGUAGGUGUCCACAGAAGACAGAGUGCGGGAUCCCACCUACAUGUGUGGUGGGGAGGAUGGGGUCAGACUGCAGACAGCCAGACUGCAGGCCAUGCCAAGGCUGCUCCGGGAAUGGACUAUGCACCACAUCUACAGACAGCUGUCAGUCAUCCUGUGUCUGCUGGCCCCAGUGGUUCGGAGACUGUUGUGAGCUACGUCGUCCUCGUCCUAUUGGAGGGGACCCUCAUCUCCAGACGUUGGACGGGAUCUCCUACGACUACCAUGGCAUUGGUGAAUUCUGGGACUGUAAGAGCGUGCCCAAUGACUUCGGCGUACAGACCCGGAUGUAUGCGUACGAGAGGGCUUCUCUGAUAGGUGGAGUUGCAGUAAAGGCAGGGCAUAGUGUUGUCACUUUGAUGACAUUACCGAAUACAACGGAAAAGGACGUUCCUUCUAUGAGGUAA
Molecule: messenger RNA, 5601 nt
Organism: Branchiostoma floridae (Florida lancelet)
Lineage: Eukaryota; Metazoa; Chordata; Leptocardii; Amphioxiformes; Branchiostomatidae
Exons: 24
Coding region: 1123-5601 (1492 amino acids)
Source: RefSeq, a predicted model, not a curated record